AUGGCGCUUCCAGCAGAUGGAUCCCCAAUGUUGGAGGGACAUCCAGAUAAUGGUAAGGAUCACGGUAAGGUGUGGUCAAACGAAGCCGAGGAAGACGAGGUAGGUAAUGCCGGUACUGCCGGCUCUAGUUGUAGUUCUUCUACUAGCUCUAGUGGUAACUCUUCUACCAGCUCAAGUGACGACGAGGCUGAUAACGAAGACCAGGAUGACUUUAAGUCCCGACUUUGUUUUGUCAAGGUCAUUGUAGGAAAGCUUCAACAGUCAUUGAAACAUCACAAUUCGACGGUUGUUCAGCGGGGCGCCGCUAAGAGUAGUUCAACAGUGGAGCGUGCCAGUGCUGCGUCACAGCUGCUUGAGAUUCUUCCCCAAAAUUUCAAAUACAAACAAGACAUUGGGGUAGCUCAGAAGCCUCAAGAAGACAAGGCUCCCUGUACUUCACUUGAAUUCGCAUCUGGACUUGACAAACAGGAAGAGCCCAUUUUGCGUCCAGAGAACCCCAGACCUAUCGGUACCUCGCAACAUCAUCAGGUAGGUUUGGAAGAGGACGGGGCUUCUUUGACUUCCGGCCGCGCCAGGAGCACUACACAGAAGGUGGAUUCUGCGAAGGAACACGACCCACCAUCAAAGCUUAGUUUUGGUACAGUGCUUCCUUCCAGCUUUAAAUUCACAUGUGGACUUGACAAACCAGAAGAGCCCAUUUUGUGUCCAGAGGACUCCACUCCUGUCAGUGCCUCGCCACAACCUCUGGCAGGUUGGAGAAAUUUAGUGGCUUCUUGUACUUCCGGCCGUGCCAAGAGAACGGCAAAGAAGUUGGAUGAUGUGAAGGAGGAUGACCCACCAUCAAAGCCUAGUUUUGGUACAGCGCUUCCUUCCAGCUUUGAAGUCACAUCUGAACUUGACAAACCAGAAGAGCCCAUUUUGCAUCCAGAGGACUCCAGUUCUGUCAGUGCCUCGCCACAACCUCUGGCAGGUUGGAGAAAUUUAGUGACUUUUUGCCGCGCCAUUAGAAUUCCAAAGAAGGUGGAUGAUGCGAAGAAGGAUGACACAACAUCAAAGCCUAGUGAUCAGGUAGGUUCGAAAGAGGACGUGACUCAUGCGACAUCUGUGACUGGCAUAAACGGAAAGAGGACCAGGGACACUGUUGCUAAAGAGGAGCCCCCAGCCAAGAGGAGUAAGGACACUCUUGCUGAAAAGGAGCUCCCUGCCAAGAAGACCAGGGACAGUGUUGCUGAAGUGAAACUCCCAGCCAAGAGGACCAGGAAUAGUGAUGAUGCUAGACAGGAGCCCUCUGCCAAGAAGACCAGGGACAGCAUUACUGAAGUGAAACUCCCAGCCAAGAGGACCAGGAAUAGUGAUGAUGCUAGACAGGAGCCCUCUGCCAAGAGGAUCAGGGAGAAUCAAACUGACUAUGUGCUCCCCUCCAAGAGGACCAGGGACAGUGUUGCUGAAGAGGAGCCCCCAGCCAAGAGGACUAGAGACACUGUUGCUAAAGAGGAGCUCCCAGCCAAGACGGCACAGUGGUAUAAUGAAGAUCCCAUUUGGGACGAGGUCCUUCAAAGUAUCGGCAGAAGGAUGGCAUGGAGAUAUGGUAAAGAAUGGGAGGACGAGCCCAUUCCGUCAACCCCUCUGUUCAUUCCAUACCGAAAGACAGACCAUGAAGAUCCUAUUCUGUUAUCCCCUGUCCUCAGUCCCUCCCCAAGGACAGCGUGUGAGGAUCCUGGUCUGUCAUCCCCUGUCCUCAGUCCCUCAACAAGGACGUCGUGUGAGGAUCCUGGUCUCUCAUCCCCUGUCCUCAGUCCCUCACCAAGGACGUCGUGUGGGUAUCCUGGUCUGUCAUCCCCUAUCCUCAGUCCCUCACCAAGGACGUCGUGUGGGGAUCCUGGUCUGUCAUCCCCUGUCCUCAGUCCCUCAUAUAGAAUGGCGCGUAAACUUCCUGUUUUGUUAUCCCCUAUCCAAAGUCCCUCACCAAGGACAGCGUGUGAGGAUCCUGGUCUGUCAUCCCCUGUCCUCAGUCCCUCAUAUAGAAUGGCGCGUAAACUUCCUGUUUUGUUAUCCCCUAUCCACAGUCCCUCACCAAGGACAGCGUGUGAGGAUCCUGGUCUGUCAUCCCCUGUCCUCAGUCCCUCAUAUAGAAUGGCGCGUAAACUUCCUGUUUUGUUAUCCCCUAUCCACAGUCCCUCACCAAGGACGUCGUGUGGGGAUCCUGGUCUGUCAUCCCCCGUCCUCAGUCCCUCGUAUAGAAUGGCGCGUAAACUUCCUGUUUUGUUAUCCCCUAUCCACAGUCCCUCACCAAGGACAGCGUGUGAGGAUCCUGGUCUGUCAUCCCCUGUCCUCAGUCCCUCAUAUAGAAUGGUGCGUAAACUUCCUGUUUUGUUAUCCCCUAUCCACAGUCCCUUACGAGGGACGAUGCAAGAGGAUCCUUUUCUCUCAUCCCCUGACGUCAGUCCUUCACCAUCAACACACCGUGAAAAUCCAACUUUGUCAUCCCCUGACUUCCGUUUCCGGAUGGAGACUGAAAAGGACAAAGAAGAGGAACCAACACCUUCAACAUCUGGUGGAACGACAGCAAGAGCGAGUUCCAGACACGUGUGGUUUAGACCUCGCUACGUUUUAAGUGACUCUGAUUAGAUUGGGAUCCGUAAAAACUGAAGACCUAUUUGGGAAGUCACAUUAGGACAUCAUCAUUUCUCUGUUUUUUGGGGUUUUUUAAAAUUAAAGCCAAUGGGUUUCUAGCAAGCCCGUGGAAGCCUUACGUAGCGCCUUGCACCGGGGCUGUUCUUUAUCCCGCUGCUAGAUGUAGCAUUUUAGAUGGUGAGGAUCCUGGCAGGUCUGAGGAAGCCUUAGGUAGCGCCUUGCACCGGAGUUUUCUUCAUCUUUGCGAUUUCUUCUCAACUCCCCCAUGUUUCAGGGUGAAAUAGCGGUUCUUCCCCACGCUGUGCUCUCCGAUAUAGUAAAUUGUUCUUUCCUGUUCCUCCACUAAUCCAGUCUCCAAGUUUUUAAUCUUUCAGGUUUUAGCUGCUCAUCGCUGGAUCCUUUCGUCGUCGUCCAUGUGGUUCCUGUCCUUCUGGACCCCUUGUUUUUCACGCUGCUCGUACGUUUUUCCACAUUCACAUGAUACUGCUUGCCUCCUGCUGGUGGUGGGGACCAUCAGCUUUACUAAAUAAAAGUAGAAAUAGAAAUUCACUAUUAGUAAUUUAGAAACUGUUCAACCAUGUAGAGUUAAAGUUUACAUUAAGUAAGGAAUGCUUGCCUGACAACAUGUUGUAUUAGAAACCAAAUUAAAGCAUCAGGACAAUAAGAAAUUAGAAGACAAAGGAGAACAUAGACAGAAUUUAUGAUUGAAGGAUUUAAUUAAAAGUUUUUAUUCAGAGAGACACUAGAGAACAGGAUCGGAGGAAAGGAAAUGUAGAGCAUGUGGAGUAAAGUUUUAUGUAGAUAAACUAUUAAUCUCAUGAAACAAAUAGUUUAUAUGGCUAACAGCAUGUUCAUGUGUUGCAACACAGCAAAAUCACAGAAGAUGAAUAGACAUUAAAAAAAUACCAAACUAGUCUCUGGUUCGGGUUCAGACUUCUCAGAUCUCUGAUUCUCUGGUCGUCCCAGGUUGGAUCUCCUCCGCCUGUAAUCCUCCACCUUCAGCACCACCAGUCAGGUGGAGGAAGAUAAGAGAACCCAGUUGACAAAAAAAUUGACCAACAAUUAAAGCAGAAGACCUGCUCCACCUGCUGAUCUACUGGUUGUAACAGCUUGUGGGAAAGCAUCACUGGACCAAUCAGGCGAGAGAAGACAGAGAGGACUGAGGACUGAAACGAAAAUACUCUGCCUGCCAAAAAAGGUUUGAGGCAGACCGACCGCUGGGGAGAUGGACCUCACCUGACACCAUUACUCUGGAUGUAACAGCUCGACUCUGCUGUCAAAACAUCAAUGACUCGAGAAGCGGACAGCGAGAUUUCUGGUGCCUGGCUGGAGACGAGAUUCUGAUUAUUCAAGAGCCAAAACAAAAUGUCAGAAUAAAUAGUUAGAAGGCAGAUUUGUUUUCUAUUUGUUGUUGUUUUUAUUAUUAAUGCUCCACGACACAAAAUGUAUCACUGCUGUAACUCUUGAGUUUAAUAAAAUGUUCUUCUUUCAA
Messenger RNA from Xiphophorus couchianus (Monterrey platyfish), 4126 nucleotides. Its product is annotated as flocculation protein FLO11-like. NCBI's taxonomy places the organism in Eukaryota, Metazoa, Chordata, Actinopteri, Cyprinodontiformes, Poeciliidae. The transcript has 5 exons. The record is from RefSeq and is a predicted model, not a curated record. The coding region runs from base 1 to 2628 and encodes 875 amino acids.